Messenger RNA from Phymastichus coffea, 773 nucleotides. It is a transcript of the gene Dim1, whose product is annotated as thioredoxin-like protein 4A. The transcript has 4 exons. Gene Ontology annotation, cellular component: U4/U6 x U5 tri-snRNP complex; U5 snRNP; spliceosomal complex. Lineage: Eukaryota; Metazoa; Arthropoda; Insecta; Hymenoptera; Eulophidae. Gene Ontology annotation, biological process: mRNA splicing, via spliceosome. The record is from RefSeq and is a predicted model, not a curated record. Bases 58 to 486 code for a protein of 142 amino acids.
ACUAAAGUUUUUUGUUAUAAAGUUUUAUAUAAAAGGGAUCAAUAAAAUCACAUCAGAAUGUCUUAUAUGUUAGCACAUCUCCACAAUGGGUGGCAAGUAGAUCAAGCAAUUUUAUCAGAAGAAGACCGUGUUGUUGUUAUACGAUUUGGACAUGAUUGGGAUCCUAUGUGUAUGAAAAUGGAUGAAGUAUUGUAUAAUAUUGCAGAAAAAGUUAAAAAUUUUGCUGUUAUCUACUUAGUUGAUAUUACUGAAGUACCUGACUUUAAUAAAAUGUAUGAGUUGUAUGAUCCUUGUACAGUCAUGUUCUUUUUCAGAAAUAAACAUAUAAUGAUUGAUUUGGGCACAGGAAACAAUAACAAGAUUAAUUGGACUUUGGAAGAUAAGCAAGAAAUGAUUGACAUUAUUGAAACCGUUUACCGAGGAGCCAGGAAGGGUAGAGGUUUAGUAGUAUCUCCAAAAGAUUAUUCUACUAAAUACCGUUAUUAAAUCACCAUAUUGUGUACGUUAUUAGUCUUAUAACAGUACAUAAUAAUUUAAAUUGUUUUAUAUUAAAACUAAAUCCUAAGCAACUUUUUUGAUUAAAAAUGAAAAUGAAACUGUUGUAUAUAAGGUGUCUUGAUUAUAUGAAAUUAUUGUAAGACUAUUUAUUUAAUUUUUUCACAUAAUAUAUUUGUUUUUCAUGUAAAUGUAUACACUUUUCUGUAAAUUUAAUACCAAUUAAACAUCUAAUGAAGUACUUGAUCAACAAAAAACAUCAGAUUCUUAUGAAUAAU